AUGGGACGAGUUCAGGCUAUUCCUACUACCCGUGUCCCUCGGAAGCAGCUGAAGAGUAAUUUGGAUCGGAGCAUAUCGCAUGAAAAUUCCCGGCGCUCACUUGUAAAAUGCCUACAGCAGCAGCAGACUGCUGAAGUCUACAAUCCUUCCGACCCUCUGUUAACAGAUUCGGCAACCUCGACGGACGUCAACGCUUCCAUCCAAUUUCACAAGAACAGGAAGACGAGCCAUAUGCAGACCGGGCUUCUGAAAGAACUCUUGCCUGAAUACCACUAUCACUCUGCUAAUGGCCUCUUGCGCGUUUUUAGGGCCCGCACCAAUGGAAGAUGGCACAGGUGGUUUCCAGAGAGUUUCGGGUCAUACCUCCUGGAUUGUGACGACAAAAUUCGCCUUAUUCCAUCUUACCUCAUAGGUGUGCAUGACUCUCCUCCUGGUGCGAGCUACCCAAGGAUGUCGGAAGGGUGUCUGGACUUUGGUCCCGCCAUGAAGCUGUGUUAUGACAACUGUCCGCUAGUCAACAAGACCCAAUUACCCGACUACGACAGAGUCCUUGCUGUCCUGCUCCGUUUCGUUGUGAUGCGCUGCAAUCAACUGAAGAAUUGGUUUAAUAACAAUCGCAUCACUCGUGCUAUCCCCAAGUAUAUCUGGGACAAUGAGACACCAGAGAUCAAGAAAGAUAUUAACGAUUGCGUCGAGAAGGAAAGAGAGCUUAUCACAGCAUUCAGGGAAGGCAAGCUGGGGGCUUCAGAUCUCAGCAGCGACAAAAAGGCAUCUGUCAUCGAUUCUCUUGAUCACGAAUUUGAAGGCAUGACCAAAAAUUUAGUCAAUUACCUCCAGUGGGGCGUCAUAGAAGAAUCAGAACAAUGGCAUAGAUUCAACUAUGGCUGUACCACAAGUGAUGGCAAGGACUUCAUCAAUUUGUUCAAUGACGCUGCAGAGACUGGGCACAUCCCUGGUACCCCCGAGGGAGAGAGCAGGGCUUUCAGUCAGUACUAUGGUCUCCCCUUCAUGUAUCACAUGAAAAAAGUCCAGGGUCGCAAUGGACCUGCACCUGCCGUUAUACCAGAGGCACACAUCGAGAGUCUUGCGGAUGUUGAUCCGGCAACAUUGGUACAUGACGAUGCUGCUGGAAAUGGUGUUGCAGUCUCAAGAGCUUCCAAAGAACAGGAUUCAUUCCAGCUUCCUGAAGAAGCAACCGCUCCUGUUGCCCAGUCACAAACGGCACCACCAGCUCAAAUGUCAUCAGAACCCCUGCCCUGGUCCUGCAUCCCAUCACCAGUAGUUCAUUCUUCGCCAGUCACAACAUCUUCAGCAUCUAUUUCUUCGUCACUGAUCACUACUGAAGCAGCUCCCCCCCGAGAGACAGCGCUCAUCUCUCCCCAAUCCGGAGGUCAGGGCGUCGAGAUGGAUACCAACCCUGAUUUGCACAAUGUCUUGUGGGGAUAUUCUCAUUCUGACGAUUCAAUGAAACCCUUGGAUUUGAUUAUGUCAUCUUCACCGGCUUUAUCAGGCAUCAACAACGAUCAUUUCGGUGCCAAUGUAGCCAACUCUUCUUUUGACAUGGAUGUGGACUUGCUCCAGUCGCAAUGGCCUGACUUUUUGGGUACUGUCGAAUCCAAUUCAUCUUGGAAUGCUGAAGUAUCUGGUUCCGAUGGUGACUUGUCUCAAUUCAUGGAGUCCUUAGGAUUGUCUGACAUAUUUGCCUCUCCUGAUCGAUCUGCACAAACUGUUACCGAAUCUCAUUAUGCUGCCACCGUGUUGUCUGCUACCUUGUCUGACUCACAGGCCCUGUCGGACCAACUUGCUGCUGAUGUAAUUAUGCAUGAGAGCGAGCCGGCCGCCAACUACCACAUGACAGCGACACCAACGUCAGACCUUCGCUCGACCCUUUCCGCUCCUUCAGUGCUUCCCGACAUCGCGAACUUGCCCAGGCAAGUGAGGCAGCGUAAAGCGCCCCCUCCCAGGGAAGUGAUCACCCUUUGUGGUGCCGAGAAGGAUUUGGGUCCACCACAGUGGCAUCAAGAGAGCUUGAUGGCUAUGCAAGAUCAAUCUUUGGGCCCCAUGUGGCUUAGUCUUGUCGAAAAGUGGUAUAAACUGGAAUCUGACAUGUGGAAAGUCAAGGCAAAAACAGAGGGUAAGUACUCCCUUGGGAAGCGACGACCUCAAGAACUCACCCAGUGGCUCGAUGGGACCCGUUACUUCAAUGUUGAACUCUUCAUCGUGGAUGCAUCUUGUUAUGGUAGACAGCUGGUUGACUGGUGGAACCACCUCAACCCUGCCUGGAGACGUUCGAACGACAAUUCCGGGCUUCCAAAGCCGGAUUACUCGAAGCCUUUGAAGUGUCUUCGGAAAGGAGGGCGUCAAGGCAUUGUUACUGUCAUUUUUGGUUUAUUUUGGUGGGGUCACGCAUGUAGAGGAAUGGAGCAGCUGUGGUUUCGAAUGGUUUCGGAUGUAUCGAAGACGAUCGACGUUCUCAUGUAA
Desarmillaria tabescens is the source of this 2481-nucleotide messenger RNA. RefSeq lists its product as uncharacterized. The record is from RefSeq and is a predicted model, not a curated record. Lineage: Eukaryota; Fungi; Basidiomycota; Agaricomycetes; Agaricales; Physalacriaceae. The coding region runs from base 1 to 2481 and encodes 826 amino acids. The transcript has 8 exons.